This is a messenger RNA of Aplysia californica (California sea hare), 8955 nucleotides long. RefSeq names its product probable RNA-binding protein EIF1AD. The record is from RefSeq and is a predicted model, not a curated record. Gene Ontology annotation, molecular function: translation initiation factor activity; RNA binding. Gene Ontology annotation, biological process: translational initiation. Lineage: Eukaryota; Metazoa; Mollusca; Gastropoda; Aplysiida; Aplysiidae. Gene Ontology annotation, cellular component: nucleus.
AUACUUGACGUAACAAUGUCAGUCACUACCAAAAAGAAGCACGUGACGAAGGAGGUCCUGGAGGAAUAUCCCUUGCCAGAGGGGAGCCGACAAGUGGUCAAGGUUGUGGCGUCCAGAGGGAACAAUUUACACGAGGUUGUGACGAGCCGAGGGGAGAAGUUCCUGGUGAGCAUGCCCUCCAAGUUCAGGAAGCACGUGUGGAUCAAGAGAGGAGACUUUAUCCUGGUGGAACCCAUCGAAGAGGGCGACAAAGUGAAGGCAGAGAUCUCACACAUCUUGUUCAAGGAGCAGAUAAAACACAUACAGGAGCAAAACUUGUGGCCGGAGGAGUUCUCAGAGAGAUCGGCGGCCCCGCAGAAAGGAUGGAUCCCGGAGGACCUCCUGCCCCCCAGUGAGGACGAGAGUGAGGAGGAUGGGGAGGACAGGGAGCUGGGUGAUCUGUGCAUCAACGUGAACCGCGUGUGUAUACAGCAGUGGGAGUCCGAGUCGGAGGAUAGCUGCUCCGAGGAUGAGGAGGAAGAGGAUGAGGAACAGGAAGAGGCAGAGAAGGACGAGAAUGAAAGUAAGACUGAGAAAUGAGACGGGUCUGCGGAUUUGUAGUCGGCAAGCAGUCUUCUGAAUCAUCGCACAGCUGUACCAAGGUGGUUGUGGAGGAGGAUGAGACAAUGGCCGUCUCUGAAUAUAAAGCGUCAGCUGACUGUUGCGGUCCCGAUGAAACCUGUUCUGGACAGUGCAGUGUCUCUGACAUUGGCAGUGGAACAGAGGAAUAUUUCUCCAUGAGCGGUGGUGAGAGGGGCUGUCCGCUCUUAUUCACUCCCAAGUACGCUGUUACUGGUGCAGUUACAGUGGGGUAUAAGAGCUUGGUUGUGAAGGGAGUCUCGAAAUAAUGGAGACAGCAGGGCUGCCAGCCGAUCUCCAUGGCUAUUAGUAAUGACCUUGAAGAAAAUUAGUAAUUUCCCAUAAAAAUUAGUUAAAGUACUCUCAUUUUCAAAUUACGAACAAAAAUAUGUCUUAAUUACGCAAAAAUAGGGCUUAUCGAAAAUUAAAUAACUGUGAUGGCCAAAGUUUUUCUUUAAACUCAACUUUUAAAUCACAAAAUGGUAGAAUAGAUGACUGAUGUAAUGGAUUUAGGGCAUUCAGGCUCUGGUGACAGUAAUUUGUUUAUAUCAAGGAUUUCUUGCCAAAUCUAUUUCCAUCCUCAAGUCCAGAACAACAUAUUUACACCGUCCUUAAAUUCACAACAAGUAACAUAGUCCAAUCCACACUAUACGUCUUUACAUACUCUAUCUACACUGUACAUGUAGGCCCACGACCUAAUCACUAGCCAGGCUGACCUUCUAUUUACGGACUAUUUACAACGAUAAUUCAAGGGUUAAGCCUUUGAAUUCAAAGAGAGCAUGCAAGCCUUCUUUGCCCGGCUCAAUUGCUCCUUUGUGAAUUUGGCCUUGUAGCACACCUCCUCUCUUGACGGCAUUCUCACUCUCUGGACCAUCAGGGACGAGAAGAUUUCUGUAGACAUUGAGGCUCGGAAUUCAGUCUUGGCCUUCCUCACCAAACUGAACACUCUCUCACAUCCUGCAUUGCUGUGUGGGAUGACACAUAGUCCCAGCAUGGCCGUGGGUAGUAUCUUGUACUUUGGCUGGCCAUCAACACCAGUGAGUUGAGAGAUCAGAUGCCAGGCAACAUCCACUCUUUCAGUUUUGCAAACUGAUGGGUUCAGCUUAUCUGUCUGAUACUUAGAAAACUCUAUCUCCAGAUUGUCUCUCUCUUCAGCUCCAAUCAGGCAUGGAAAUUUCCUGACAAAAUGUUCAAGUGAGUUGUAGGACUGUUCCAUCCUGGUCUUCACAUCAAGGACUUGGGCAUGAGCAAGGCUUUUGUCUUGCAGUGGAAGCUUUUCAGAAAUGUAGGUGCAUGCCUCUGAAAAUAAAGUCGAACUUCAUUAACACUUUACCAUAACAUGGAAACAGUGAAAAACCCUUGGCUCCACAUACCAUUGAGGUGAAUCACAAGAAAAUUAGGGUAGCUCAGAAAUAUGUUUAUUUCUUUAUAACCAGAGCAUGUACUGACAUGAAAUUUUCAGGAUGGUCAUAAAAGAUAACAAGCUAUCGGACUGCGAAAAAAAAAUCUUGUUACAUAACAAUGGCGGCCAUUUUGAAAAUGAUAAUAAGCAGUUGACCAAAACAUACCCCAAAAAUUGCCUUCCGACCCAUCUACAUAGGACCCAAACACACCAAAUAAGACACAUAAUACACCAGAAUGUUGAUUUGACCAUCCAUCUCCAAUAAUAUCCCGAAAAAAUUAUGAAAAGACGCAUUUGGCAGUUGACGAGAGGCAUUGUAAAAAGGUACCAGAGUGACCGAAACGGAGGUCAUUUCAGAGCCAGAGGGUGUGUCAGCAAAGAGCGUUUUUCUCAGUAACGAGGAAAUGAAAGUCAAUAAAAUUACACACACAAUUAGAAAAUUGAACAAACUUUUAGAUGACGCUAAGAAAAUUAUUAUAUCUCAUGAACAUGGCGGCCAUUUUGAGUAAUAAUUAGCUAUUUCUAAAAAAAUAGCAAAAAAAAAUAGUUUUACACUCAAAAUAUAAUGUUCAAAUACACUAACCAUUCAACAGUUUUUUGCAAAAAUGUUCAUUUGAAUAUCCCUUUUCAGAAUAAACAAAAAGAAAAUGAUGAAAAGACACAUUUAGUAGUUGACGAGAGGCAUUGUUAAAAAGUACCAAAAGUGACGAGAACGGAGGUCAUUUCAGAGGUAGAGGGUGUGUCAGCAAAGAGCAUUUUUCUCAGUAAUGAGUAAAUGAAAGUCAAUAAAAUUACACGCACAAUUAGAAAAUUGGAAAUAGGAAUCAAAAGAGACAAUACCCUUGAAUCAGGGCGCAGGGCAAGAAUUAUGGAAUUAGAAUAUUGUCAUGUUGUGACAUUGUAAAAGUUUAGAUGUGUGGUGACUGCGGUGUUUGUUGUGACUUGAUCAUGCAUGUGACAUGUGACUGCUUGGGAAUAAUGUAAAAAAUAUUUUAAAAACCCAACUCGCUGCGACAUUUAUAAUCCAGAGAAUAAUUCACACACAGCACAGAGAAUAUUACACCUCCAGCUGCUGCGGCGCCUGCUUUAUGUCAGCGGCAGUAUGAAAGAUCUUGAAACUCUCUCUGUCCACACAUAGAGCAGUGUUACACUGUGGGCAGUAGUGCCGGGUCUGUGACCACUUCUUGAUGGAGGCACACACCUUACAUACUGGGCGAUGCUUCGGGUCGGCAUACUUGAGAGGAAAAUGGCCGAAUGCUGCUGCGGAGAGUCUGUCGACAGUUGGAUUUUGCUGAGCUCUCGACUUCCUUCGCCGAACUGCCAUGUACGGCUUCACGAGAGCGUCAACCACUGCACACCUAAAGUCUUUCACACUCACCGAACUUUCACUCUGUUGUAAGAUGUGUGCGUUGACCAAGCGAGCGUCUUUGAUGUAGUGCCACAGGGCCAGGUAUCACUUAUAAUUCCUGUGGGGAUAAGAAUAAUUUUUGUGGAGCUGAUCGAAAUGAUCAACUCCACCCAUGAAAGUGUUAUAGUUAUCAGCCAGAACUGGCUUCUCUACCCUCCUGAAUCCUGUGGCUUCCCUUGCAGAACGAAUUCUCUUGUCAACAGUUGUUGGUGUGCACGGUGCUGAGCAGACAGACACGCUUGGUGUCAUGCCAGGCCACCGCGACCAUGUCACCUGACCUGUGGAAAACAGGAUCGUCACCUUUCUUUAGUGGCAGGACAGUUUUCUUGAGAUCGGCAGGAAACCCCCUCCUGUUCUCCAUCACCGUUCCCACAGCUCCUGUUCCUCUCUCCUGUAGACUCAAAAAAAGCGAUGGCGACAAAUAAAAAUUGUCCAUAUAGAAGACAUGCCCACUGUCCAUGUAGUCCCUCAUGAGAGUCUCAAGUAAAUGUUGGGUAAACGAUUUACCUUUGGGGAACGGGGAAAUGGUCCUUGCCGGUGUACAUAACCAGAUCCAGACUGUAGUAGUUUGUAGAAUCUCAGAGGUUGAAACACUUGAAACCCCGCUUUGUGGGCUUAUCCGGCAUGUACUGCCGAAAAUGACACCUACCCUUGAAGCGGGCCAUACUUUCAUCAAUGCUGAGCUCCUUGUGGGGGUAGUAGCACGCUGAGAAUCUGGGUAUGAUGAGUUCCAGCAGUCUCCUGAUCUUCUGAAGAGGGUCGUAACCGUCUGUCCCUCAAGGAAUGUGUUGAUGAACGUCACUAGGACAAAAAAGGGAAAAAACAGAAACAAUAGGAUAAGUAGUUGAUAGAGGAAAAAAUAACACACCUGGAAAUACCUGAAGCACUUUGAUUUGAAUUAGAUUCAGUAUGAUAGUAUGACGCUCAUCUCUUCUGUGUGUUUCUCCCUGCUAGAACUCAGGGAUAGUCCACCACUCUGCUUCUUCAACCUGCAGUGUCAUGACUUUUACAAAUAUUUACCUUUUUUACUAGAUCUACUUUGUCGGGUCCUUUGCCUUCACUCGAGGUUUGGAGUCGAAAUGGUCCUUUCGGCAACGAGCCCAGACAACAGAGUGAAGACACUCGUUCGCAUUUUGUGUGCCAUGCAUUUCACACCUCUUGAGUGGAUGGUCAUUAGAGAGACGCUCUCAUAGAGGCAUUAGAUACUUUUUUAGGCGGGUCUCAUCAAAAGUUUUGACAAGAUUCGCGUGUGGUCCAGGUGGUUUGUGCUGAGCGUGAGCUGAAUUAUAAAAGCACUAGGAUCUAGCGCUUGACGGACAGAAUUGGUGUUGAGGAUUAUUGUCCGUUGAAAACCCAUGGUAAAUGGAAGCCAUUGUGGCCUUUUUCAUUUCAGCUGGUGUUUUGUUUCCGCGGAUUGCUCUGGUGUAAUAAACCUGCAGCUUUUUUAUCGUGUUUGCGGUUAGGCGACCGUAACCACGACCCCCAAGAGUGAAUUUUGUUUUGCAGCAUAGCUGACAACAUUGCGAAGGCCGGUGCCAAGGUGUUUACUCACGUGGUUCACACAUUCCUCCUUAUCAAUGCUAACAUCUGAACCGUAGGGCUGGAGCCGACACAGUUCAGAGAACAUCUUUGUAUCGCCAUCUGAUAAAACUGUUGUGUAGCGAAAGUUGUACAGCUUCACGCUCCGCAUCCAGAGCACUCGACCGGCAUGAACCUCCGUUUCCUGAUGUGCCUGCAAGGCAAAAGACAUUUGUGAAAAGCUUGACAUGGCAAUAAAAUGUGGGUCUGUGGUAACCUGGGAAAAAACAAAUAAAUCACAUAUAUAUAUAUAAAGUUUAAAUACAAUAAAUUUAUACAUUUAAUAUAAUGAAACAGUUUACGGAGGCCUAGGAAAUAUGCAGCCGUCAAUUUGUUUUAUGGGGAAAAGUUUUAAAUACUGUAGUAAAGUUUAUUAUUUGACAGAUUUCAACAAUGUAAUUAAUAAAGUGCUACAAAUACCCUUGAUUAUGUAGUCCUUUAGAAUACUAUGCUUUCAAAUCUCUGAGACUAACUAAUUAAUCUGACGCAAAUCUAAGAGAUAUUUCUCAUAGUUCGUUGCUCAAUAAAACACAAACACAAACUCACCAAAGAAGUUGCUUUUGCAUUCUCCGGAACCAAGGUGUUUUGCCAGCAAAGGGCAGUUUCAGCAAGCUGCUUCCUGGAGCUGCAGGCAUGGCAGAAUGAGCUCAUUACAUGGGUAUCAAUAACGAGGCCGGUCAUUAUGUCAAUGACACCGCCAAUGCCUACUGAAAAAGUAUGGCCUCUGGUCAUCCAUGACCUGUCGUACGAGACAGCUACGUCGAUAAUUUGAUCUACUUGAAGGGACAGGUAAUUUUUCAUGUACCCUGUUCGGACAAAGGUCACUUUUCAUGUACUCUGUACGGACAACAGCUGCAGAUUUAAAGAAUAUAAGUUUCCGCCACUCCGGUGUAAGGCUAUAAUAAGCACGAGCGGGUUGUUGAAACGAGCCGUGGUGGAGGGUAGACAUGUUGAGCUGCUCACAUAGGUUUUGGAAGGAGACAGCACCCAUUCCACAAGACACACUACCCAACACAGCGUCUCUAUUCACUUGGAAAUGGUCGCAGUUACUGUUAUUGUUGCCUGUUGUCACUAGUCCCUGGAGCAAAUGUCUUUCUGGAGCUCCACCAUUUCUGUACCACCACCUCACACACACACAACAAUACAUACUGAACUGCACGGCAAGACCUUUCCUUUGUCGCACAGAUGCAGUGAUACAAGAGUCGUUUUUGCACACAGCGCAUGGAAAGCCAGAAAUAAGGUCACAUAAAUUCUGAAUUUCAAUGAUGGUGUUCCCCUCAUGCUGACCUUCACACACACUUUCUUGAGUUUCUGUAACUUGAUUUAGAUAACUAAGUCGUUUCUCUGCUGUAAUCGCAUUUUUCCGUGGUUGUUUAGGUGGGGUGGGAGCCUUGUCUAGAUCUGUUACAGAUGUCGGAGUAGUAGAAACUUUAGCCCCAGAGCUAGAAGUAACUGGUAGAUCAGGCACGCUACUGUCACUACCACUACUCACGCUACUGCUACUGUCAGUAUCACACAGUUCCUGUCUCCUCGAUGCUCUUGCUUUCUUCAAAUGUCGCCCCAUGCUUCCUUCGAACUGGCAUGAUGCCAGCUUACCGCUUCAAACACAGCAAAAAUAAAUACUGGUCAUCGAUCUCUCCGAGCAAAGGUUGAAACGUGCGUUUGUCACAUCAAAAUACCCUCCGUUUGUUUUUCAACAAGGCGUUAUGACGCUCGCGUUGUUUUUACCGGAAGUUCACCAGGUAUCUACGGCCUAGCGAAUCAGCGCAGACUUCCGCGGCUGCUCAGCGAAUCAGCACACGCAGCAUCAUGUGCUGUUCACGUGAACAGUGGAAUGUAGGCCAAAUGCGGGAAUCUCCUUCGUACAAUCCAAGCUAGGUUUAGUCUCGUAGAAAAAUGGUAUCGGGCUAUUUUGAUGCUACUUGAAACGAGCUUUCCAACGAUACCAAACUCGAUUACUUUUAGUCUGCCGAAAGUAGCGUUGUCAAGGUGUAAAGUUGUCCAAUUUUAGAAAAAAUAGGCUCAUACCCAAAGAUACAGAUACAUUUCAAACCCAUUUUUAUGUCAUUUCUAAACAUUUUUGAUCAGUAAAUAUGCUUGGGACUUUGAGGGAAAUGGGAAAAAAAAAUGUGCAUGGUCAGAGUGAAAAACAUGGAAAAAUGUUCCACGUAGAGGGCCUUAAGGUAAAUCACAAGCUUCCAACUAGAAUCAAGUGUAGGUAGAGAUCCAGAAAAACUUCCAAGUGCAUCAACUGAUGGAGCAUCACCAAGUGCUCAACAAACAUCCAAGCUUUGAAGUAGACAGUUAGACUGAACUUAUCCACAACCCUGCCGAGGUGAUCAGAAUGAUAAACAAUAAUGGCUGCCCCCCCCAAAAAAGGCAUCGUUAGGCUUAAAUGGUACUACGCGUCUUUCGCAUUCUUCACCUCAACAAUUGAAUUCUUUUGAGGGCCAAGUGGGCCAGCUGUUCCUUUUUGGGGGCGAGGGUUGAUUUAGAGAUUGGCGGUUUUCUGACUAUUGGCGGUUUUCUGACUAUUGGCGGACGAUUUACAGGUCUGCACUAAGGCUUGUAAAAUAAAAAAAGGGCCAAAAAUAUAUUUUUUUAUAGCCAAAAAUAUGCUGACGGUAAAAAGUCGCAAUCGGAAUUUCGUUGAGAGGCUAAAAAAUUGUAAUGAUUACGAAAAAAUGGGAAUGGUUGGCAGCCCUGAGACAGGUUUAGAUGUGGUGUCUGCAAUGUAUGCUCUUCACAGCUUUGUGAUUACAGUGUUGUGUUAAUUGUUGAAGACUUUGUGGGUGAAGUUUUUGACUGUGGGUAGUUGGUGGGUGAUGUGGUGUUGAAUGCUCCUUCUUUCCGGUCAAACAUCUAUCAUCUUAUCUCUCCUCAUUUUCAUUUUCUUUGUAUGUCAUUCUCCAGCAACACUUUUAAUCUCCGACACUCAUAUGACCUAUUUGAAUUUGUGUUGCAAGUGCCUUAAAGCUCUUACUACUAAAACUAUAUUUGGCUGUGGCUGUGUUGCCAUCACUCUCGGACUUCCCUGUUCACGUGGUCAGCUAGCCUGAGUGACCGAUGGGCCGUGUGGCCAGAAGAAGAUAUCACUGACUACUACGACACCGUCAGCUGGGAAGGGUGCUGGUAUCAUUCUUUGAUUCGUUUUACGCAUGAUAGUUUUUUUUAGCUUUGCUCCCCCUGUUCUUUGGUUUUUAAUUUUUGAAGAUAAGUUCGAAUGUUCACUGAAAUCUUUGCUUUGAGUAGUUCUCUAAAGUCUUUAUUUUUGAGUAGAUCUCGAAAGUCUUUACUUUGAGUAAUUGUAAUGGUCAGCAAGAAUAUUGUUACUUUUGUGUUUCUGUUGAAGAUUUUUAUUUCUAGUUGAUCUUGGGGUAUCUUCUGAUGUACCUCCCAUGUUGCUGGGCUUGGAAGGGAAGCAUGCUGUGUCUUUCCAAUUUGAAACUCUUAGGAUUUAACAUGCCUUGCAACGCCAUAAGAUUAUUCAAGAGGCAGGACCUCAAAAUUUAACGUCCAUCUCUGAAUGGACCGAGCCAAACGGUAACAUUUGUAAAUAAGAUAUGAUAACAUUGAUCCAUGUUGAAAUAAUUAUGCUGGUAUAUAUUAUAUGUUUAAUCUUCAGGAUUUGUUUCUCAUUUCCUGUGAGACAGUGUGUGUAUGUGGAUGUGUAUGCAUGUUGUGGCCUGAGAAACUAUUUUGUCCAAAAUGUACUGAAGUAAAGAAGACACAAUAGUUCUGAGGUGAUAAUGUGUGUGUGUGUGUGUGAGCAUGCAUACGUGCGUGCAUGGGCGAAAGUCAUACAGCAUGGAUGUCAGUUUGGUAUUUAUAUCACAUUUGAGUCUACAGAAAUGCCUGUUUUGUGUACAUGGAAUGUAAUGUUUGACAUUGAAGGAUUCUAUGUUCAUGACGAUAUGUGGAAAAUGGAAAUAAAAGUAUGAAAAUAACA